This is a messenger RNA of Thamnophis elegans (Western terrestrial garter snake), 2516 nucleotides long. RefSeq names its product ArfGAP with RhoGAP domain, ankyrin repeat and PH domain 2 (gene ARAP2). The transcript has 11 exons. Gene Ontology annotation, molecular function: protein binding. The record is from RefSeq and is a predicted model, not a curated record. NCBI's taxonomy places the organism in Eukaryota, Metazoa, Chordata, Lepidosauria, Squamata, Natricidae. The coding region runs from base 567 to 2516 and encodes 649 amino acids.
GGAAAAGCCCAGCUCCCACGCGCCCUGGUAAAUCUCCUUCCUUCCAGGGCUAAAGAGCUUGCUUCGGAUGCCAGCCUGCCUGCCCGCGUGCCUUGCCCGGGCUCUCCCCACCCCACAGGCCAGGGAGCGCUGUACCCGUUGAACUUCCGACUGGCAGGACUCUCCAAAGCGCCAGGAGCAGAAGCGGCGUCCGCCUCCCAUCGGCUCCUCCGCCCACAGCCCACGCGGGGCUCCAGCGCGCCGAGAAGCUCGGAGGGCGGCCAGGUGGCUCUUCCGCCUGCGGCUGGCUUUAGGUGGCGUCUGCCUGAUCGCCCAGCUCUUCCUGGGGCGCUUUCCCGAAGCCGGCGGAGGAUGGGCCCGGCCGGGAACAAAUCAGGAAGGAGCAGCCGAAGAGGAGAAAGAGAAAGUAAAGCCUUCCCCGGAGUCACUUCCUUUGCCCCCGCGAGGUCGGCGCCUUGAAAAAAAAAAACUCCAGGAUUGUGGAGGACAUCUCAAUCGGUACAGGAGAAGGAUUUUGUCCGGCUUUUCAACAUGACCCCGUGGAAUCAUGCCUCUUCGGGAUUCUGAUGGCCAAGCCCACCCAUGAAAUUGCCAUUAUGUCAUCCAGGGAGGCUGACCCAGACAUCGGAGCCUUUUUAAUUCGCAUCAACCUGGGACAGUACCUUUUCAACUUUAGGGAAUUUGGCUACCACACGCUGCAAGAGUGCGUGGGAAUAAAUGACAGCGUCCUUCAACACAUGGGAAUAUCGCCAACGGGCCACCGUAGACGAAUCCUCAAACACUUGGAGGUCGCGUUUACCAAAAUGCCGGAAGCGUCUACCUCCGGUCAAAGCUGCUCUCCCAAGCAUCCCCUCGAUCCCAAACAGAAGGAAACAGGUGGCAGGCCGUCUGAUGGACAGUCCCAUGCAUCUUGCGUCAGUAACCUUGAAAGACAUCCACACUACACAACUCACAGAGCUAGUCCAGUUUGGGAUCAGGACUCUUCUGACACGUUUGGUCCAAACCUGUUGGCAGAUCCCGCUGCGGUGCCACGAAACUCGGUGAAAAACUUGACGCCGGAGAAGAAACCUUGCACGGGUGAUGGUUCUCUGAAGAAAGGAGAAGAUCUGGAGGUUCAACUUAAUGCCACUCCCAAAGAUGGACCUCUGUCUUCUGCUUUCUCUCUCGCUGAAAAGGAAACCAGCAAGGUGGAACCUCCGCUCUUAUCAGGGUUGGGAAGUUUGCCCGAUGAUCUGCAGGAGACGCCGUUCUUUGAGUUCAAAGGUCAAAUGGUGGAAAACGAUCUCUACUGCACCCAAAGUCCAUCAAAAGUAUGCGCCAGGCCAACGCGGUCUUUUAUGCUUCGGCACCGUCCCGUUCCAGAAAUCCCAGGUGUUUCCUCGGAGGCAACUUCAAACAGCUCUCUGCACGAACGAAGAAGUGCCAAUGGUUUAAGUAUCCAUUGUUCUGAGGAUUGUGUUCCGGACAACCGAGAACCAGCUGAAGAAAAGGCACCCCCCAUUUCUCCCUAUGGCGAGACCUUCCUUAUGAAUUCUCCUGAAGACAUGGAAACCUACAGCAAGGAACCUUCAGAUGUGUUAGAAAAGGAUAAAGAGAAGAAAAGAACGGCAAACAGAACAAGUAACCAAGAUCAGAAAACCUCUGAGAAUGUAAAACGCUCUCCAGGAGACCAGACUCCCUUUCCGAAGCGAUUUGUCGGGGAAGCUGAAUCCUCUUCACUGAAAGAAUGUUCUCGCUACGCUUGGAGGGGGAAAUAUAAACCCAGCAAGGGCCUCGGAGAAUUCCGAAGUGGGAGCCUGGAUCUCGAUGGGAAAGACCAGCUGUCUCCUUUCCUGGAUGUUUGCGGUGAUGAAUUCGUCCCUGGCUCCAAAGACUCAAUCACACCUUAUGCCUGUUUUUACGCUCCGGCAGCAAAGAAGGUUAAGGAAGGUUGGCUGGAUAAACUCUCCCCACAAGGGAAGCAUGUGUUUCAGAAACGCUGGGUGAAGUUCGAUGGAGAAAGCAUGGCUUAUUAUAGCAACGACAAGGACAUCUACUCCAAGGGCAUCAUCCUUCUUUCCGCGAUAGCGACCGUCCGGAUGCAUGGAGACAGCAAGUUUGAAGUGGUGACAGCACACCGAAUAUUUGUCUUCAGGGCUGAAAAGGAAGAAGAACGGAACAAUUGGGUGACCAUCCUCUUCACUGCUCUGCGGUCCCUCCCGGCAAUUUCUCGAGCACGGACGGCCGUUCCUCCAGAAAAAUGCGGCUACCUGGAAUUGAAAGGCUACAAAACCAAGAUCUUUACCCUGCUGCAAGGGAACAGUGUGUGGAUAUGCAAGAACUACCAGCAACAGGAUAUCACUUUCAUCUUUCUCAAUUUAACUUCUGACAUCAAGAUAUUUUCAGUGAGAAUUACUAGGUGUGAGAGCUGCUUCUUGGAAAGUUUAGGAUUGCAGUUUGACCUCAGCUGUGUUGAACAAUGUUCAGUGUUUGGCGUCUUUGGUUCUUUUGGUGUUGGAUGGUAUUUGCCACCCUAA